Molecule: messenger RNA, 1171 nt
Organism: Hyphopichia burtonii NRRL Y-1933
Lineage: Eukaryota; Fungi; Ascomycota; Pichiomycetes; Serinales; Debaryomycetaceae
Exons: 2
Coding region: 253-1095 (280 amino acids)
Source: RefSeq, a predicted model, not a curated record
CCUUAACUGGUGAUUUAUGGCUAGCGAAAUAAAGUGAAGAAAGUGUAGUGGCCCUAAAUCAGGUCAAAUUAUAAGUAACCCGGGGUAAUCUCGCUAUCUUGUAUCAAAGCCGCCUGCGUCAACAGAAAAUAAGAUACGGGCUUUUUUCCUCUUUUACUUGGUCUAUAAUUUAGAAAUUACCUUGUUUUCCCACUUAUCUUUUCUUUACUAGCCUUUUCUUUACUCUUUUCUCUAUAUGACUUCCAUUCGAUUAUGACUGCAAUAUACUCUAUAACCCAUCUAGAUCCUUGUAUUGAAGUGGACGGAGAGGGUCUGGAUCCUCUGAUUCAAGAAUCAAUUCAGGAUUCAAAUAGUUUUUUCAUGAAUCUAACUCCAUGUUCUUCGUGUCAGACUCUUAAAAACACUGAAAAUGAGUUUGAAACAACCCCUGAACCAAUCACUAGUGAUCAUUUUGAAGAGGUUUCUCCCACUAACACUCGUGGUAAUGACCUUGGUGAAGAUAUAGAAUUCACCAUUAUCUUGCCCGAUUUUAUCCACCGUCAACAGAUCAAAUUAAGCUCAUUAUUUGAAUAUAUUCAUGCAUCAACCGAUGCCCCAGUUUAUAAAUCAUACCAGGAUUUGACGGUUCAUCACUUGAUCACUUAUUUAUUUGAUCAAAUCAUCCAUGAUUCCAAUUUGCUUUAUAUCAACCAAAUCAAACUUAUGAUUAUGGGGAAGGCCUACUCAAUCUCUAACUUGGUGGAUCUUGCUUAUCCAGCGUCUUACUUGGCUAAUUUCAAGCUUACAUCUAUUCUCUCUACUUCCAAAGUCUUCCAGCUUUUCGUAAUACCAAACGAAAACUUACUUCCUUUGAAAAUACCAAUUCAAACUAUCUUAUUCAAAUUACACAAUAUCCAAGUUUGUUCGGUGGAUUCCACUUAUAAUCCAACGUCCGAUUUUUCGGCUACUUACGCUGACGCUGUAUUGAAAACUUUCAGGAAAGUUCGCAAAUCGAUCAGCUCUAACUCGUCCAGCUCAGAAAAUCUAUCAAGAAGAAGAUCCUCCAUCAAGUCUAUCGAAUCAUUAGUGUUUUCUUUAAUAUAUACUAUGUAUUGACCCAUUAUUGUACACCCGUACAUCUCUUCUCCAAAAAAAGACUUCCGGUUGUUUGUCACAUGAUUACACCCGGACC